AUGGACCAAUUACCACCUUCCCAGUAUUGUUAUCCGUGGAAUAAUGCAUCAUGCAUCAAAACGGUCAGGCCUGCGUACGAGUAUUCACUAAUGCUGUUCGUGUUCUCAGUGAUCUCCUCGAUCACUGUGGUAGUGAACCUGCUGGUAGUCAUUGCCAUCGCACACUUUAAGCAGCUUCACACACCCACGAACCUUCUCAUCCUCUCGCUGGCCGUGGCUGACCUCCUAAUCGGAGCCAUUGUCAUUCCGGUAGAGGCGGUGAAACUAACCGAGACAUGUUGGUACUUUGGGCAACACUUUUGUUUUAUCUUCCAGUGUGUCGUGUACACGCUGCUGUCCUCCGCUCUUGGCCAUUUCGUUGUGAUUGCCGUGGACAGAUAUGUGGCAGUGCAUGACCCCCUCCUGUACACUCAGAGGAUAACGGUGAAGAGGACGCUCACAUCUCUUGCCGUUAUUUGGUCGUGCUCUGUGCUAUAUAACCUCCUGCUGCUUUAUUGUAACAACAGCCUUAAUGUAUCGGGAGGUAGCGGGGUUUGCCAUGGACAAUGUUUGCUGUUUGUUAGCUUUGAGUGGGCAUUGUUUGAUAUCUUCAUCUCUUUCAUCGCUCCGUGUGCCAUCAUGAUCACUUUGUACCUGAGAAUCUUUCAAGUGGCAACCUACCAGGCCCAUGCCAUUCAUUCGAUUUCGGCUAGCAUGGGUCACACAGGCGAUGCUAAAUUGCCUGUAAAAUCAGCAGAGGGCAAAGCAGCAAAAACACUGGGGAUUGUCAUGGCGGUCUAUUUGCUCUGUUGGAUACCGUAUUAUCUCUCUCUGCUCACUGCAGAUGGUACCUUGUCCUCAGAAACCAUUAUGACUCUUCUCUCGUGGAUUCUGUACACUAACUCGUGUGUGAACCCUAUCAUUUAUGCAUUGUUUUACUCAUGGUUUAAAAUGGCACUUAAAUACAUCUUGACUCUGAAAAUAAUGGAUUCUUCCUCAUCCUUUUUUAAGUUAUAG
This is a messenger RNA of Engraulis encrasicolus (European anchovy), 996 nucleotides long. Its product is annotated as trace amine-associated receptor 13c-like. Gene Ontology annotation, molecular function: trace-amine receptor activity. Gene Ontology annotation, biological process: G protein-coupled receptor signaling pathway. Bases 1 to 996 code for a protein of 331 amino acids. Gene Ontology annotation, cellular component: membrane. The transcript has a single exon. The record is from RefSeq and is a predicted model, not a curated record. Lineage: Eukaryota; Metazoa; Chordata; Actinopteri; Clupeiformes; Engraulidae.